ACACCAGCAGUAGUAGCAGUACAACAACCAACAAUAAUAGAAAAAGAUCAGAUAACAGACGAUCAAACUUCACCUUGGCAUGAUUUUAAAACCAACAAUAAUAAUAAUAAUAAUAAAGUUGUUCUUGUACGCCGAAUACGAGAAUCGAACGACCUCAUUAGUCUCAUGGAUACUGAAUUCUGGGAACAAUGCGACGAAAUUUAUAGGGAAAAACUCGACUCUCUCCAAGAAGAACUUCGAAUGAUUCAACAAGGCACACAUUCGGCAUUUCAAGAAAGUUUAAAUGAUCUUGAAAAAUAUCGUGAUAAUACAAUUGAAGAUGCCUUACUUUUUAAAGAAUAUGAAAUGGGAGUUGUUAAACAAGAUUAUGAUGAGGAAACGGGAAAAGUAGAAGCAGAAUAUGAAAGUGAAAGAAAUGGAUUAAUGGGAGUUUUGUUACAAAUAAUUGAAGAAAAGAAAAAACAAGUGACAAGAGAAGACGGUGAAUUAGAUUUAGAUGUCUUUAAAGAUGCUUAUAGAAAAUUAAAUGGAAGAAGGAAUUUAAGGAAGACGGUAAUAAAUGGAAGACAAAGUCAAAGUCAAUCUCCUUCACGACAUCAAGAAAGACGUAGUCGAAGAGAUCGUCAAGCUACACCUCAUAACAUUCAUGCACAACCUACUUCAACAGAACAAGAAGAAUUAGAAGCUGACUUUCAUAAUAUGAAGGGCGAUCUAUCUUCUUCUAAUCUAAGAAAACAACGAUAAUAAUGUAAAUACAACCGAAACAAUUAUAGUAUACACAUACACACACACACACAUAC
Cokeromyces recurvatus is the source of this 800-nucleotide messenger RNA. RefSeq names its product Sds3-like protein. The record is from RefSeq and is a predicted model, not a curated record. The transcript has 6 exons. Gene Ontology annotation, biological process: negative regulation of transcription by RNA polymerase II. Gene Ontology annotation, cellular component: Sin3-type complex. The coding region runs from base 166 to 744 and encodes 192 amino acids. Gene Ontology annotation, molecular function: histone deacetylase binding. NCBI's taxonomy places the organism in Eukaryota, Fungi, Mucoromycota, Mucoromycetes, Mucorales, Mucoraceae.